AUGUGCUCCAGCCGCAAGAUCCUGUGGAGCCUGCUCCUGCUGUCCUUGGUGGAGGUGGGCCUGGGUGUGGCGAGCAUCGUCCUGGGAGCCGUGGGCAUUAGCUGGGUCCGGGGCGAGCACAAGCCGCAGCAGGGCGACGCGUCCCCGGUCUGGAGCGGACUCUGUUUUCUGGUCUGUGGGAUGUGUGGAGUGCUUUGUGCUCGAAAGAGAACAGGUCUUAUUAUGAUCCUGUUUUCAGCGUGCUGUAUCUGUGGUCUGAUUGGUGGGAUCCUCAACUUCCAGUUUGUUCGGGCGCUGAACAAGCGACCGGACUCGAUGCACUCGAUCCACCUGGCUGCCAUGACUCUGGCCUGUCUGGGGAUCUCAUCAUGUACCUUAUCCACGUGGCUAACCUGCCGCCUGGCCAGCUCAGAGCAGCAGAGGAUGUUCCUGGAGAGGGAACACUCGCUGCACCACUCACACGAGAUGACCGAGAAGGAGAUCCUGGACAACUCCAGUAAUGGCAUUCCUCAGAUCUCCUACAACGGACACACUGCGGCAUCACCAUGAUGACGCAUCACCGAAGGCAAAUUGCACGCACCGAAACAGAAACAGUGGCAUCCAGUCGGUUGCUGUCAACAGACAAAUGUAGCAUGUACUUUCUU
Xiphias gladius (swordfish) is the source of this 644-nucleotide messenger RNA. Its product is annotated as transmembrane protein 196. NCBI's taxonomy places the organism in Eukaryota, Metazoa, Chordata, Actinopteri, Istiophoriformes, Xiphiidae. The record is from RefSeq and is a predicted model, not a curated record. The transcript is spliced from 5 exons. Bases 1 to 549 code for a protein of 182 amino acids.